GGUCGUAUUUGACAGCGGGACCAGCGCAGCACGGCAGGACAGCAGCUAUGGCUAAAAGUGAUGGAUGCGAUUACUUUAAAAGAACCAGCCUGUUUUGGAUCGUGUUCGUGAUACUGGGGAUGGGAUAUUACACUUGCAUCGUGUUCAAGCCGGAGAUAAUCCCAUUUGAGCACCUGGGUCUGUUUGGCAGCUUCUGCAGACACCUUGUGGACAACUAUGCUGGCAUAAUGUACAAAGGAUGGUGGGCCGCCUGGGCGAUCCACGUUUAUGAGGCCUUCGUUGCAUUGAGGAUGUGCAGUAACAAAGGCAUCAGUGACACGGCCACUCGCUGCCUGUGGUUUGUCCAGACCUUUGUGUUCGGCUUCGCCUCCCUCGGUCUGCUCCUCAAGUACGACCCCGAGCGUCCCAAACAGCACUGAGUUCAGCACCAGAAGCCCACAGAACAACCCUGCAUAAGCUGAAACCAGGAAGACAAUCACUUCCUUGUGCCUCUUCUUCUUCUCCCACCAUCUUUCUCUUUGAUAUGAAUUCCUGUGGAGGAAGUGACCUUUCUGUUUUACUAUUUCUUUUAACAUAAACGUAUUGAAGUGAUUUUUUUUCCUACGAUGGACAUAACUCUGAAUUUCAUUCCAUAGAUUUUAUAUGAACAAAACCAUAGACGUUUUUAUCGAUAAUAAUAUUAACAUAGAUUAUUUCAGCAUCACAGUUCUCUUGAUGAAUCUGCCGUGGGCUGAAUAUUUAGUGCAAUACAAGGGGGAAUCUUUUAUGAAUUGAUUUUGUACUCUCUUGAUGUUUACAUUCAGCCUGGGUGAUAGCAGGCGGGAUAUUCUCUGAGCUGCUGUGAUAAAGGCCAGUUGGCUUCAGAUAAGUUCUCCGGGAUAAAAAAAUAAAGAGAGCUGCUGUAUGUGUAUAUAUACUUUAGUGCCUCGAGUUCAACUUUUUAAGCUACAGACUGGAAGUCCUUAAUGUUAACACUGCAAAAAUAAAGAGUGACCUAACAAACUGAAUGAAAA
Anoplopoma fimbria (sablefish) is the source of this 1013-nucleotide messenger RNA. It is a transcript of the gene tmem254, whose product is annotated as transmembrane protein 254. The record is from RefSeq and is a predicted model, not a curated record. Lineage: Eukaryota; Metazoa; Chordata; Actinopteri; Perciformes; Anoplopomatidae. The transcript is spliced from 4 exons. The coding region runs from base 48 to 419 and encodes 123 amino acids.